Messenger RNA from Zymoseptoria tritici IPO323, 710 nucleotides. RefSeq lists its product as uncharacterized. Gene Ontology annotation, biological process: translation. Gene Ontology annotation, cellular component: ribosome; cytosolic large ribosomal subunit. Gene Ontology annotation, molecular function: structural constituent of ribosome. Bases 48 to 521 code for a protein of 157 amino acids. NCBI's taxonomy places the organism in Eukaryota, Fungi, Ascomycota, Dothideomycetes, Mycosphaerellales, Mycosphaerellaceae. The transcript is spliced from 3 exons. The record is from RefSeq and is a predicted model, not a curated record.
GAAUCCGACGAUUGUACAACUCUCACACCACGCAGAUUACCGCCAAAAUGUCGAUCCAACAGAAUCCCCUCAGCACCGACCUCAUCUGGGAGGUCACCCGCAACAGCAACUCCUUCCUCGUCAAGCGCAAGCAGGGCGACCGUGUGCAGUUCUCCCGUGACCCAUUGAACCUCACCAACAAGCACAGCCGCAAAUACGUCGGUUACGCCAACGCUCAGGCCAUCGGCAUCCAGCCCGACAGUAACACCAUCACCGUAACCACCAAAACCCGCAACCAAAACCAGCCCGCAAAACUCUACCACAGCGCCUCUUACUCCGCCUCGACCCCGACCCGCAAGCUGUACAAGAGCAUCGUGUCCAGCACCGCGAAGAAGGGCUACCGUCCCGAUCUCCGCGCCGAAGCCGUGUCGCGCGCGUCGGCGAUUCGUCAGAGCCAGAGGGAGAAGAAGGAGAGCAAGAGGGUUGUCAAGCCGAGGGGUGUCAAGGCGAAGAAGGCUGCUGAGGCUAAGGCUGAGCAGUAGAGUGGUUGAGGGUUGAGAUGGAAGGUAGAGGAUUGUGAGGGCGAGAGGGUGUUGAAGGGAUUCUGCAGGGCUGGAGGAGGCUUUGCGGGAAGGGCUGGGUUUUUCUGAACUGGCCCAUCGUCCCUGAUACAUAUCCGAAGCUCGAGAUCAUGAAAUGAGAAGCGGAAGUCCCGCAAAAUUCAAAACCAG